Messenger RNA from Centruroides sculpturatus (bark scorpion), 521 nucleotides. RefSeq names its product 60S acidic ribosomal protein P2-like (gene RpLP2). Lineage: Eukaryota; Metazoa; Arthropoda; Arachnida; Scorpiones; Buthidae. Gene Ontology annotation, cellular component: ribosome; cytosolic large ribosomal subunit. The record is from RefSeq and is a predicted model, not a curated record. Gene Ontology annotation, biological process: cytoplasmic translational elongation. Gene Ontology annotation, molecular function: structural constituent of ribosome. The coding region runs from base 120 to 455 and encodes 111 amino acids. The transcript is spliced from 4 exons.
GAUUUUGGGCGCUUAGGAAAUGACGUAGUGCCGCGAAAAAUGCUUUCGUAGUCAUUUUCAUUUCUUUAUUUGAAGUCAUAAGGCGUGCACAUCGUUUCGUGUCCAUUUGAGACUUAAAAAUGCGUUACGUGGCCGCUUAUCUUUUAGCCGUUUUGGGUGGUAACAAGAAUCCAUCUGCUAAGGAUGUGGAAAAAAUCUUGAGUAGCGUUGGAAUUGAAAGUGAUUCUGAGAGAUUAAGUAAAGUAAUUAAUGAGUUAAAUGGAAAAGAUGUACAGGAGGUGAUUGAAAAUGGAAAGGCAAAACUUGCAUCAGUUCCUUCUGGAGGUGCAGUAGCUGUUGCUGCUGGAGCUGGUGGUGAUGCUGCUGAACCAGCAAAAGAAGAAGCAAAGAAAGAGGAAAAGAAGGAAGAAUCUGAAGAAUCAGAUGAAGAUAUGGGAUUUGGUCUUUUCGAUUAAGUGCCUUUGUAAAACAAUUUUUUAUAUGUUGUUUUAAUUGCCAAUAAACAAUGGCAUAAUGAAAAA